AUGUCUAAAAGAAAUGAACAGCAAAUGAGUUACGAUGUCUUUGCAUUGGUAUAUACAUCAUUCAUUAACAAGGUUGUCAAGGAUGGGGUAGGAAAAGACAGAGAGAAGAUGUUUAGGAUCGGAGUCAGGAUUGGAGAAAGGCUGGCCGAUGACUUCUUCUUUACAGCAAGCCCGGGGAAACCUAUGAGCCUAGCUGAAAUAUCAAAAGACGUGUCUGAGACCUUUUUUCCGCACUACUUCUCAUUCCGCCCCACAUACAACCAAGGGAUUAUUGCCUUGAAAAAGUUUCCGAUGCUUCAGUACACAAGAAAGGAAAAGAAAUGUUUAGAGAUGAUCUGUGGAAUCCUAAAGGGGGUCUAUAAUCAUGUAUCGAAGGAAGACAUCUGGUUUGAGGCCUCGGAGGAUAGUGGGGAGUACUGUAUAAUAGUAAGAGAUGCUGGGUGUGCUAUGGAUCCUGUUGUGAUGAAGUUCAGCGAUGACCUAGGUGAAAAGAAUUAG
Molecule: messenger RNA, 498 nt
Organism: Encephalitozoon romaleae SJ-2008
Lineage: Eukaryota; Fungi; Microsporidia; Unikaryonidae
Exons: 1
Coding region: 1-498 (165 amino acids)
Source: RefSeq, a predicted model, not a curated record